Molecule: messenger RNA, 10774 nt
Organism: Gymnodraco acuticeps
Lineage: Eukaryota; Metazoa; Chordata; Actinopteri; Perciformes; Bathydraconidae
Product: serine/threonine-protein phosphatase 6 regulatory ankyrin repeat subunit C-like
Exons: 7
Coding region: 164-901 (245 amino acids)
Molecular function (GO): protein binding
Source: RefSeq, a predicted model, not a curated record
AGCUGCUGAAUCUGAUCCGCUGCUCAUCACUAAACAUAUAUCUCUGCUGACGCUGUGUGUGUUUUUAUUCUCAGGGCAUGAAGACUGUUUGGAGGUUUUACUUGAAUUUAAAACAUUAAUCCAUGAAGAGGGAAACUCUUUCACCCCCCUGCACUGUGCUCUGAUGAACGGACACAGCGGCGCUGCAGAGCGGCUGCUGGAGACAGCGGGGGUUCACAUGAUUAACACCAGAGAUGCCAAAGGAAGGACCCCCCUGCAUGCGGCUGCGUUUGCUGAGGACGUGGCAGGCCUCCAGCUGGUGCUCCGUCACGGCUCAGAGAUCAACGCUGUGGACGCCAGCGGCUGCUCCGCCCUGAUGGUGGCGGCCGACAAGGGGCACAGCGGCACCGUGGCGAUCCUCCUCCAUCGGGCCAAGGCUGACCUGACGCUGCUAGACGAGAACAAGAACACUGCCCUGCACCUGGCCUGCAGCAAGGCUCAUGAGAUGUGCGCCCUGCUGAUCCUCGGGGAGAUCCACAGCCCGACGCUCAUCAACGCCACCAACAGCACUCUGCAGAUGCCUCUGCACCUGGCGGCUCGUAACGGAUUGGCCACGGUGGUGCAGGCGCUGCUGAGCAGAGGAGCCACGGUGCUCGCUGUGGAUGAAGAAGGCCACACCCCCGCUCUGGCCUGCGCUCCCAACAAGGACGUGGCGGACUGCCUGGCUCUGAUCCUCUCCACCAUGAAGCCUUUCCCCCCGCGGGACCCCUCCUCCUGCUCCUGCGGCCCCCCCAGCGUGACCCCCUCCCCGGGGCUGAACCUGCUGAAGCACUGCGGCAUCACGGCCUCCUGCGCCCCGCUGCCCUCCAACGGCCUCCACAACGGCUUCGUAAAGGAGCUGGACGGCUGCCUGUCUGAGUGAGAGACCCAACCCCAACACCCCUCAGCCAGCUGCUAACACCACCACCACCACCCUUUAACCCAGAGGACCAGGAACCACACGUCUGUUCUGUGUGUGUGUGUGUGUGUGGUCUUCUCUUGAGGUGCAGUCAAACCUAAUAUGCAAUUGGAUCCAUUCCUCCAUCCUGUAGUGUAAAGCACUCUACAAGGUCACGCAGAUCCAAAACAAACACAAUCUGGCCGUUUAAAGAAUCAUUUAACCCUUUAAAACCAUAACAAUUAUAUAAUCUUAAAGCAUGGGAAUCAUAUCGCAGUAUAAAACACCAUAUCAUGUACCGCUGUGACCUUGUAGAGGAACCUUCCCUAAAGAAUGAUCACAGACUUCCUGUUUGAUUAUUCCUCCUUUUCCUCUUUUUUUUUUAAAUAUCCGUUAGAUUUUUAUGAAGGAAACACACAAGGGAAAAAAAAAAAUCUAAAUUCUCAAAGAGUGCAAUGCUUGUGUACUACAGUACAAACCGAAACGUUCUGGAAAAAGGGUCUCGAUUUAAUUCCAUAGUGUACUUUAAAAAAACAAAAACGGCAUUUUAGGACAACUUGGUAAACGCUGCUGAAUCCACACAUGCCGACUUCCUGUUCUAGAGUACGUGUUUGUUAAAGCUAGAAUGUUUCUAAGCGUAUAACUUAUGACCAAAGUUGAUCAACACUAUUAUGGCUAUAAAUUAUUUAUUUGAGAUAAAGUGUACUGUACAGAGAAAGACAAUAGAUCUCGAUAUACCUCGUCAAUCGUUUAGCAGCUGCUCUUUCCCCAGGGUCGAGGAGAAGCCGUAGGAUAGAGACCGAGGCCUUUGACUCUAGAGGAAGGCUCUAUAGUGAUAUCUGCCAACAACACCUCAUCAAACAUCGUUUAGCACAGAACGUGAACAAGCCAUUUCAAUUUCCCAUCUCGUUUCAACAGUGUUUCAGAACGGCCUCAAAGAGAGGCGUCAGAUUUCUGUUUUGUUUUUUUUACGGCACUUUUUGUUUGAUGUCUUCGUGGUCAAUUCAAAACAGAGAGUAAUGUCUGCUACGUUUUAUUGGGCAGUUUUCAAGCAAUAUUUAAUUUAUUUUGGCCGUUUUCUUUUUGUUAUGAAUAGACAAUCACUGUCACAAAGGGCUUUUGUUUCCCUGGAAUGUGUUUUCUUUUUAUUAUCUCAUGAAAUAAUUAACCUAAAGACUAAACGAAUGGCUCUGUGUGUGCCGGGCAUUUUACUGUCAGUGUCAACGCGAAUGCACUGGAUGGCCUUUUACGGCGUCUCAUGAAAUGCCUUUUUGACCCAUGCCUUCCUAACACAUCGUUUCAGUUGGAGCCCUGAGGAUCUCACACACACACACACCUUUUUACAGCGUUGUUGCACCCGUAGAAAAAACUCAAAAAGCCGGCGUAUUAAUUGAAUAUGUCCGUGACAGGGAGCUGCUUUCCCUCCCAGAGGCGAAACAGGGAUCUUCGCUGAGGCCAAUGCCUGUUUUUAGAUUUCAGGAAUAGCAGAAAUCCAAAUAUGUGCUUUUUUCUUUUCGUCGUCUCCUCAUCCCAUUUCCCUCUGGUACUAAAGAUGAUUGUAUCGGACCACUAGAGCUGUCAGUUUGUGACUUUAUAUAUAUGCUAUUUGUUUUUUUAAACCAUGUGCUGGUGGUUAGAUGACACUGAUUCAGAUCUGCCGGUAAUGAAGAGGCACAAUCUGCAAACAUGAGGCGACUGGAUGAGAGACGAGGACCUAGGGGAAGACCCCGCGAUUUAUUCAAAACUGACUGAAGUCCAUUUUUAGAGCAGAAACCGGCUUCGUUUACAUGCACAGAAUGAUCUGUUUCAUGCACUCAUUACAGAACAAGACCGUAAAGGAAGCUAAGUUUGAAUUAUUAUGAAAAGAACAUGUUUCAAAAAUGAAGAAGAUAAAGAGAAAAUACUUACUGUGAAUAUAAAUAUCCAAAAAACCAGUAAAAAUAUGACUUUAUUCUCAAAAUGCUAAAUAAACCUUCCUCUCUUUUCCUUCUUCAAGCCCCGCCCCGAGGACGCCUUGUUAAAAAGGCUGCUGCUAAUCUCCAGGUGCGUUUCUCCUUCAGACCCAGACAUUUCUCUUGGGCUUGCAUUUUACAAUUAAACCGGCACAAAGUCGGUCACAAACGGACUGAAAGCGUCUAAACGGGUCCCAGAAACGCCCGAGUAAUAUCCGCCUUUCAUUGGAAGAUGCAUCAAGGCUUGAUUUUUAAUAUCCAAACAUAAUAUAUACUCGAUGUAAUCCUCAUACGUGUGAUAUUUGUGUGCAUGUAAACGUGUCGUGGAUUUGCUGCUGAAAUGAUCCCGAGCCUUUUGGGUCUCUUGAACAAAAUUAAAUUCAGUUAUAUUAAUAUAGUUCUUAUUAGAGAUAGGUACAUGUGUUUGUUUGUAAUCUCAGGAUCUGUGCUGAAGCAGCAGGCAGAAUUUAUUAACCAAUCAGAUCGCAGCAUUAUAUCGAUUUGUUUUUGUGAUGGGAUGUUCAAUAAUUUAAUUUUCUUUGUUUGUUUUUGAAACCCAAAUCCCACAGCACUUAAUGAUUAGAUAGUGAAGCACGCACUUUAGUACAUUCAGGUUCUAAGUGUGCAACAUGGAGCAUAUGUCAGUGUGUACUUGUGUUUACAUGCGUGUGUGUUGCUGCUGAAUACAGGAAGGAAGGGUCGAGCAUUGAAAUCGUACUCAAACGAUGCAUUAUUUAAAAAACGAAAGACAAAAAAAACCACUGCCCUCCUCUCGUUUCUUUGUGUUAUAUUUCAGGGCCCAAAAUGAAAGUGACACGGUGACGUUACCCAGCCUAAAAAGUCACUCAGAGAAAUCUCUGCAGCUACGCACCCUUUGGUUGUUCCACAGUAUUCUUAUACAUGCUUUUUUUAUUUGUGUGAGUGAUUGUGCAUGGAGCGAGAUCAUGAUUUUGUAAAGAUUAGGGCUGCAGGACGAUUAUCUUCAUCAUCGCUUGGUGUUUUUAAAACGUCAGAACAUACGAAGGUGUCAGAUCAAGUAUGACAUGCUUCUUGUGUCACAGCAGGACAAAUAUAAAAGACGAGGAAGCAGAGUUUUAACAUACGGAAGGGAAACAUGCUCAUGACCCUCUUGGGUAGUGAAAAUGUUGCUCAAAGAUAUUCACUCUCAAACAGAGACGGCAGCAUGUAACCUGAUAUUUUCCUGUAUGCAAAGUCACGAUAAAUCGAUAAUGUUCUGGUUGUUGCAGCUCUGGUAGCGGUUAAGCUAAACGGAGCGUCUACCUGGUGAAGCAAUGACAGGUCCAACUGUAGCAAUAGAGAGAGUUACCGUGUGCAGCAGACACAUUGCACUGCCAUCCGUUCAGGCCAAGUCAGAGCAUAAAUGCCAAUGGAAGAUUUCUAACAAAGGGGUUUAAGAUGUUCUAAUAAUGAUGUUUGGUCACAAAUGAAGGCCUGUUUGCCAAAAUGCAUGGAGAGGUGGACGAGGGGAGGGCCUCUCUUUAUUAAAGCAGCAAAGGAUUUAUGCAUUAGCCGUUUACAGUCCAAUCUGAGCCAUGUGACUGACGUGAAUGUAGGGUCAGUUCAGUUCUCCAUUUGUACGCGUAGAUAUGACGCAGGUAGCAACAAACUCUCUACAUAUGUAUACGUAGUAGUCUUCCUGCAUUGAUAUCCUUGUUUUGUGUUGGAGAAUAGGCUUGUGUAAUAUUCUAUAUAUUGUGUAGCGUACAAGGUGAACAAGUUAAUAUUCAUCCAUUCCAUUGAGAUUGCCUUACAGUAAAGAGGGACAAACAGUAGAUCACACACUCGUCGUUUAAUAGCCUAUAUUUGACAAAAAUGCACCUAAGCUACACCCAUUUAGUGCCAUAGAAACCUUUAUUUGCCUUUAGACAUAAAUCAUACUCACAUGGUCAGUAAAUAUCCAGAAGUAGGCAGGAUUAUCUGUGUUUGGAGCCGCAUGUUUUUUCCACCAGUUAUUAUUAUUAUGUUAGUCAAAACUAUAUCAAUAUUUGCAUGGGAUAUUAAAAUGCAAGUGUUCUGUUGAAAUGGUAGAAGUCAGUUGUAUACUUUGACUUUUUGUAAUCCCUUUUGGUAUUGGCAAAGCAAUCCCUUGGUUGUGUGCGUGUGUGUGUGUGUGUGUGUGUGUGUGUGUGUGUUUAAUGAGAUAUUGUGUGAGAAAAAUAUAGUUGAUGUCCAAAAAAAAGCAUGGUAUAGAAUUGAUUUGCCUCAAACGGAUGUCUCCGCACUGUGGGAGAGGGUUAGGGCCACAUGAGAGAAACAUUUUGGGAUGGGACAAAAGUUUUUAAAAAAAUGGAGUUCUGAAAUUAAAGUCAAAAUUCUGAAUAAAGUCGAAAUUCUGGAAAAUAAGUCAAAUUUCUGAGAAAAAAAAAUUCUGGGAAAAAAAUGAAAUUCAGUGAAAAGAGUAAAAAUAGAAAUAGAUGUUUAAAAAUUCUGAAAAAAGUCAAGAUUCUGAAAAGAAAUUAGAUUUAAAAAAUUGUGGGAAAAGUGGAAAUUCAGUGAAAAAAUAAAAAUUCUAAAAUAAUGUUAAAGUUAUGGGAAGUAACAAUUCUGAGGAGAAAGAGAGAAAAAAACCUUAAAAGUCACAUUUCUGAGAAAAUAAAAUUUCUGGGAAAAGUUGAAAGUCUGUGGAAAGAGUAGAAAUAGAAAUAGAUAUUUAAAAAUUCUGAAAAAAGUCAAGAUUCUGAAAAUAAUUUAGAUUUUUUUUAAAUGGUGGGAAAAGUGGAAAUUCAGUGAAAAAGUAAAAAUUCAAAAAUAAUGUAAAAGUUAUGCGAAGUAAACAUUUUGGAGAGAGAGAGAGAGAGAGAGAGAAAAAUUCCGAAAACAAUUAUUAAACUUUCUGCAAAAAUUCCAAUUCCGGUCAAAAAAGUUAAAAUUCUGAAAAGUCAAAAACUGGGACAAGUAAAGAUUCUGGGAAGUAUUUUUUCACUUUUGCUCGCAUAUCAAAAACCUUUCCUCAUGUGUCCAAAACCCUCUUCCUUACGGUUCUUACUUGAAGUAAAACGGCAAAUCUCAAUUCAGCUCUCUCUCACUGUUGAGCCUUUUGCCUUAAAAAGCUGAAAAUAAAAUGACCUGGCAGUAAACGUGCGUCAGCUGUAGAGUUCUGCUCCUCGUUGGAUUGUUAAAUAAUACAAAUUAAUGUUGGACACCUUUGGGUGUGAGGAGGGUUCGACGGUUGCCGGUGGUGCAGAGAUUGUUAAGGAUUUCGCCAUAUUUGCCACUGUGAAUGAAUGCAUUUCACUCGUACAACAAUCAAAGUGGGCUCCUCCGUCACCCGGGGCCUGGGGGCCAAAGUGGGCUCCUCCGUCACCCGGGGCCUGGGGGUCAAAGUGGGCUCCUCCGUCACCCGGGGCCUGGGGGUCAAAGUGGUGUACCUCCGUCACCCGGGGCCUGGGGGUCAAAGUGGUGUACCUCCGUCACCCGGGGCUUGGGGGUCAAAGUGGUGUACCUCCGUCACCCGGGGCCUGGGGGUCAAAGUGGUGUACCUCCGUCACCCGGGGCCUGGGGGUCAAAGUGGUGUACCUCCGUCACCCGGGGCCUGGGGGUCAAAGUGGUGUACCUCCGCCACCCGGGGCCUGGGGGUCAAAGUGGUGUACCUCCGUCACCCGGGGCCUGGGGGUGAAAGUGGUGUACCUCCGUCACCCGGGGCCUGGGGGUCAAAGUGGUGUUCCUCCGUCGCCUGGGGGUCAAAGUGGUGUACCUCCGUCACCCGGGGCCUGGGGGUGAAAGUGGUCUACCUCCGUCGCCUGGGGGUGAAAGUGGUGUACCUCCGUCACCCGGGGCCUGGGGGUCAAAGUGGUGUACCUCAAAUACAGAAAAAAAAAGUCUGGAAUUGUUGCUUAUUGUACAGCUAUGCUAACAAAGAGUUAAAUCUCGUGGUCCAGUGUAAAUCCUGUAACCCAGCCGAAACCAGAGAGCUGUUAGAUUAGAUGCGUUUCCUACCUUUUGUUUCGUCGGCGCCUCUUCUUAUCGGACCUGCAGUUUUUUACCUCAUCGGUGAUGUUGCUGAUUUCUCUCGUGACUUUUCAAUAUAUGUCGGAAAUGUAAAAACAUGCACAAGCAACGAACCCUUUCUUUUCUUUUGUAGAGCACGUGUCUCUUCAUUGCAGCCCACAGAGGUCACACAGGGUGAAGGUAGCUAUAAAACUUUACCUCUGGAAGUCAGAAAGACACUGAAUUCGACCGUAUGGCUAACGCUAGUUCGACCGCCUUCCCUUCCCGUUCGUCCCCCACCAGGAGUGUGAAACACGGAGCACAGCGUGGCAUGGUGCCUUUUAUUCGUUACUACCGAAAGGUACGGUCUUCCAUUCGUAUUUCCCAGAAGCCUUAUAAUGGGAACAGGAAAUGACACUGACUACAGGCUCCACCCCCCCCUCUCUGAUCUGAAGAUAAAACUCAGAAUGAACCGCACAUAGCUGAUGCGAUUUCUAUGCUUUUGAUCAUAGGGCACAUCAACACAUUUGAAUGGAUGGGGGGUAUAAUAAAAAAACAAAAAGCACAAAUCCAAAGAAGGCACCAAAUUUAGGGUUUGAUUGUCAUAAAAAACACUAACUGUAGAGCGACCGGCGUCAGAGCUCCUUCUGAUUGUUCCUCUUCAUCCCAGAUCAAAGUAGGCAGAGUGUGACUGCAGACUCGAUGUGUUUCCUGCUGGUAGUAGCUGCGGUGUCGAUAACGGUGUGAUCAAACUAAUAAUCCAAGUGACGUAACCUUCGUUGUCAUUUAAAGGCAUGGAUCUCUCAAGCUGACUUUGUUUUGUGGAAAAUAGACAAAAGAUAAAAAGUGCAAUAACCUUUUGUUUAUCGUUGCUUCCUUUGAGAAAUAUUUAAUAUUCUGUUUAACACCAAAAGUCCCUGUCUGUAGCACAUGAAGGAUCUGGUGUGUGUGUGUGUGUGUGUUUGCUUUUCAUCUGAAAACUGUGAUUAUAAUAUCGGACUUUUAAGAAGCUGCCUGCUCAGAGGAAGGACUGUGCACAAGUUGACUGAUAGAUUUGAGUAGGUGCGUUUGUUUUGGACGUUGAUGGUAUUGUAGUUCUGCUUAUAGCCGGUUCAUUUGCAUGUGUAGACGUGAAUAUGCAUCCUCCUCCUCCUCCUCCUCCUCGAAUGAAAAAUAUUUAGACCUGCUGUCAGUGACGAUACAAGGAAAUAUGAAAUGCCUUAUAUUUGUUUUCAAUGUCGAGCAUUAAGGGUUCUUACCGUGUCCCUCCCUUUUCAGCGUGUACAGAUGAGACGCUCUUGAGAUUUAUAUCUACUGUAUAGCCUGUGUGUGUGUUUUCUGAUGUGUUUCCUGGAGCUCCUGUGAUUGUGGUUUUAGAGAAAAAACAUUCCCCUUUUUGAAAGUGCCGUUUGUUUUCACCAGCAGAGGAGGGGAACAUGUAUUUUCACGAAGGAAGACUGUCGAGCUGAAUGACACAAGGUAUUUGUGCAGGUGAAAUAAUAAGGCUUCUGAAGCAGCACCUUACAGACUUCUUCUCCUGGGGAAAUAGUCCCACGUUACUCUAAAGCAGAGCCAUAUCAGACCAUGUGUCCCUUAGGAGCCCCUUUGAAUGUGCUAUUAGGAAUAGCCUACUGUAGGAAAGGAUGUCAUUCUGCAUGUUCUGUGACUUAUUUUGGUAGCGGGUCGUCCCUUUCCCUUCCGUGUGUUUUUAUGUUUAGUCCGCUUCACUGUAGACGGCGCCACCUCAUUGCAACUCACGAGCUAUUAAACAAUCCUCACAACUGGACUGAGGGCAGCCUUAAAUCAUCAACAAGAUAAUAAAGGGUUGCCUGUUUUUACUUUGAGUGGCUUAUCUGGGGGAUUUAAAAAGGGGGGAGGGGCUGAAUCAGGGCAUGUGAUGAGUUACAAUCAAACAGUGCAAAGAGAAAACAUUUCAAAAUAAGACUUGGCUCGUCCGACCUACAUUCCAAAGUCCAUUUUCAUUUCUCCGCCGAUCAAGGAUUUUUUUAGCUUUUGCUGGUGAAUGAAGUGCGACGUCGAUGACAGGGUUCCCUACUUUUUAACGCUGAUUACCUCAUUUACAAAUCUGCAAAUAUCCUGCUCUACUGUGUGUAAUAAAGGAGUCGAUGCCAUCACCAGCACCUGUGAUGACGACAGGACCAACGGAGUUAGAAACAACAGCGUAGAGUCGACCGGGCGGGAGACAUGGGGUUCAGACGACAUUUUUACAAUUAUUUUGUGAGGCCGCUAAGAUGACUUCAAUGUCCACCGCCGCUGCACCAGUCUGCACCCAGAGGCGUAGAGAGGGGGGGUGCUAUUUGAGAUUUUGUGGUCAAAUAUAUGGCGGCGUAUUAGGGUCUUUGCAGGUGAAAUAAUAAUUAUAGAUUGGGAGAUAGAUUCUCAACAAGAUUUACGAAAAUCUCUGAGAAUAAAAUCUACUUUUUACGAUUUAAGAUAAAAGUAGUAAAAAUGUACGAUAACAAAUCUGAUAAAUUACUAGAAAAAGGCAGAUAUUUUCUGACUCAGAUUAAAGUUAUUGGCACGAAAAACGUCUGUGAUUAAUAUUGUUAAUCCACAACAAAAUGUACGAUAAUCUCUGAGAUUAAAAUCUACUUUUUGAGUUAAAAGUCUUAGAUUUCAAAGAAAAUAUUCGUUUUUCUGUAUUAAAAAAUCAGAUAUUUUCUGAUAGUCAUAAUAUUUAGAGAAACAAAAACUCACAAAUCUACAGAAUAUUAAAUAUACCCUUAGAUAAUCAAGUCAUAAAUAAAAACUCAUGAAAGUCUGAAAAAUACUUGUAAAAGGUGUUUUUCUCGUAAACCUGCGAGUUGUAUUUUGAUGACUUCAAUCUUAUCGCCACCCGUCUCCCCUCUCUCCCUAAUUUCAAGUAUUAUCAUUCUUACCUCUAAAGCCACUAAUACGCCAUUGUACAGAUCCAUAUCCCGCGUUAUUUAACUAAAUGAAAUCUCCUAACGGCAGACUGGACGGCGGCCGCUGGCGUUUCUCCACGUUAGCAUCACUUGCUGUUUUUCAGUAGCAUUUCUCCUACCUCCAUGUUUUGUGCAGCCUUGAGUAUCGUUUGUCUCUCCACCUAAUAAUACAAAAUAUUCACCGUACGGGAUAACAGAUUUAUCAUAAGCAAUGGUCGUUAAAAACAUAAAGUGUGCUUGGUUGUGCUGUAUGUGUAUAUGUCUUAUUUGACGUUGAUUAAAAAAAUAUUUAUGAGAAGCAUUUAUACGACAAAAUACCACUGGAAUGUGAAGCCAGACAAUGUUAUGAUGAUAGUCCCCUUUAACAUUCAGAGGAGUUUAUUUCACCAUGCAUUGGCUUUUAUUUGUAUUUCUUUGCUUUGCCCUGUGUAGUUUGCAUUACUCCGACGUUUACAGCUUCUCCGUUGUUCCCCCGCAGCUGUAAAAGAAACGAUAACAAAACUGGUGGAUUUGUAUUUCUGUACGAUGCCUUUCAACACAUCUGUCCACUCAAAACCAAAUUUUACAGGCGUCCGUCUCACUGCCCCCUUCAGUGUAACAGGGAGGGGGAGGGGGGGCAGGAGGUGAAAGGUUUGAGGUUUACGACCCCCCCCAUUUAACCCCUUAAUCCAGAACACCCCCCACCCUCUUCCUGAAACCUCAAGCCGUUCAUGAUUUUUAUUUAAUUUUUGUUUUUUUGUUUCUUUUUUCUCGACAAUGCAAUCCUGAAAGCACUUUGCCUUGUUAUUCCUUUGUGUGAACAUGUGAAUGAUGAUUUGUUACAAAAUGUUAAAUAUGUAAAAGAUCAUUCACUGUUUUGGAAAAACCUGCAUCUGUCUUUCUGACGUUAAAAGAAAAGGAAAAAAAAAACAAUUUAGUGACAUUAAAAACCUGAAUCUAUUUUAUAAAAUGUUUGCUGCAGCCAAUUGGUCUUGUCAUUCAGUAUUGUGGCUUAGGGUUGUUUGUGUUGAAUAAAGUGCUAUUGCUAAAUA